This is a messenger RNA of Phyllopteryx taeniolatus (common seadragon), 9103 nucleotides long. RefSeq names its product solute carrier family 25 member 42 (gene slc25a42). Gene Ontology annotation, biological process: transmembrane transport. The coding region runs from base 558 to 1400 and encodes 280 amino acids. Gene Ontology annotation, cellular component: mitochondrial inner membrane. The transcript is spliced from 6 exons. The record is from RefSeq and is a predicted model, not a curated record. NCBI's taxonomy places the organism in Eukaryota, Metazoa, Chordata, Actinopteri, Syngnathiformes, Syngnathidae.
UGGAAACUGUUUGUUAUAUUUAGACAAUGGGGGAUUGAGUACCAAACAUACAGUAGAUGACAUUCAUUUAUAGCUACAGUGGAUAUUAAAAGUCCACCCACCCCUGUUCAAAUGCCAGGUUAGACCAAGAUGAAUAAUUAAAAAAAAAUAAAAAAUAAAAAAUCCCAGAAUUAAUGUGACCUUUAAUCUGUACAACUCAAUUGAAAAAUGAAAAUAUUUCCAAAGGAAAGUCAAAGCAAAUAAGUGAGAUAAUGUGGUUGCACCAGUGUGCAUCCUAUAAGUGGGAUGUGGCUGAGUUCGGAUUCAUCACAUCCAAACUCGUGUUAAAUGUGAGUCAGCACACACCUGCUACCAUUUAAAGGGCCUCUGAUUAACCCCAAAUACAUUUCAUCUGUAUAAUUAGACUUUUCCUGACUUUUUUCCGCUGAUUUCUAGCAGAAGCCUCUAAGUUUUGUGCUUACAUUGACUGCGAUUCUUUUAAACUGUUAAUAAUUCCUUUCACCUUGUCUAAGGCCCCAGUUUCAGCAUCCAAAUUCUCCUGAAGAAAUGUGGGGAAAAUGUGUUACGGGCCAAUGAAACCAAGAUUGAACUUUUUGGGCAUAAUUCCUAGAGUGUCUUCAGCAAGAUUCUCUGCAAAAGAGGCCUACAGGUUAAUCUACCGCACAUACCUUCAAGAUGGCUUCUUCAGUCUGUGGAGGGGCAACUCUGCCACUAUGGUGCGAGUCAUCCCGUAUGCCGCCAUCCAGUUCUGUGCUCACGAGCAGUAUAAAAGUCUCCUGGGAGACUACUAUGGCUUUCAGGGGAAGGUCCUCCCACCACUCCCGAGGUUACUGGCUGGAUCAAUGGCAGGCAUCACUGCAGCCAUGUUGACGUAUCCUCUGGACAUGGUGCGAGCUAGGAUGGCUGUUACACCAAAAGAAAUGUACAGCAACAUCCUGCAUGUGUUUGUGCGGAUCUCCCGGGAAGAGGGACUGAAGACCCUGUAUCGAGGUUUUACGCCCACCAUACUAGGUGUGGUCCCCUAUGCGGGCCUCAGCUUCUUUACCUAUGAGACGCUGAAAAAGCUUCAUGCAGAGAGAAGUGGGCGUGCACAGCCCUACUCGUAUGAACGGCUAGCCUUUGGGGCCUGUGCGGGCCUCAUCAGUCAGUCGGCGUCUUACCCUUUGGAUGUGGUACGCCGGCGCAUGCAGACCGCAGGGGUCACGGGUCACACUUACGGCACCAUCCUGGGCACCAUGAGGGAGAUCAUGUCUGAGGAGGGUGUUAUCCGAGGACUCUAUAAAGGCCUCAGUAUGAACUGGGUCAAAGGGCCCAUUGCGGUAGGGAUCAGCUUCACAACCUUUGACCUCACUCAGAUUCUCCUGAGGAAGCUGCAUGAGAUGGGCUACACGUCCCGGUAAUGGUGAGAAAACACGGGACUUCUGGAUGUUACAAUUUCACAGGGAAUGGGGGGAGAGUGUAUGUGGAGUGUGUAUUGCGCCAGUGGAGGCAAACACACACUCACAAUAAGUGGAUAAUGUGUCCUUAACGUGCUUCCUGAAGAUGUGACUAAGCUUCUGUACGCUUCUGUAAGCGCUCUUGUCAUGUGCAUCAAAGUGCAAUAUGCUCAGUUUUUUAUCCGUACAUGUCUGGGCACUAAAGUUAGACUGUGAGCGUUACAUACACGCCAACGGGCUUCUAGCUACCUUGUCUGCGUAAAGGGACACCUUCCAAUGCAAUGCAAACUGACAUUUAAUUACUGUCCAUGUUACACGUUCGAUAAUAUAUGAGUUUACACCGUAAAUAGGUUUUAUGUGGAUAGAUGUAGUGGAUAAUGAGGUAUUGAAAGGAGAAUGUAACUCCAGUAUGUGCCCAAAGUGACCUAAACAUUCAGUUCAGUGUUUGCUUCCAACGACUUAUGGUGCAACUCAAUAAAUGACAGGGUGUGCACGGUCGUGAAAAAACAGAAAAAGUUAUGAAUUUUGAAAAUGUGUUUUUUCCAAGUCACGGAAAUAUUGCGUGGAUAACAUUUAGGAUGACUUUUUGUCACAACACCGUCUGUCCUUAACGUGCUCCCUUUUGGCUUCGACCCUCAGCCAAAUACCGCGCACAAGUUCGAAUCAGGUAAGUAAAACAAUAAAAUACAGUCCCCUCCAAAAGUAUUGGAACAGCAAGGUCAAUUCCUUUGUUUUUGUUGUAGACUGAGGACGUUUGGGGUUCAGAUCAAAAGAUGAAUGAGACAAAAGUUCAGAAUUCCAGCUUUUAUUUCAUGGUAUUUACAUCUAGAUGUGUUAAACAACUCAGGAUAGAGGACCUUUUGUUUGAAGCCACCCACUUUCAAGUGAGCAAAUGUAUUGGAACGUGACUGAUAUACGUUUCUAGUUGCUCAGGUGUUGCCUUCUAGGUUGAUUGCUUUUGAUUGUAACAUUAGAUAGUGCUUUUUUUUGGGCUUUGGGUUUCACCUGUGAAAACUGCAUUUGCCGUUAAGCAAACAUGAAGACCAGAGAGCUGUCUAUGCGAGAAAAGCAAACCAUUUUGAAACUGAGAGAAGGGGAAAUCAAUCUGAGCUAUUGCACAAACAUUGAGCAUAGGCAAUACAACAAUUUGGAAUGUCCUAAAAAAGAAAGAAACUACUGGUGUACUGAGCAACAGACAUAGAACAGGUCGGGCAAAGGUAUCAAGAGCAGUUGAUGACAGAAAUAUUGUGAGAGCUGUGAAGAAACACCCAAAGAUAAUAGUCAGUGACAUCACUGCCAACCUCCACAGGGAAGGGGUGAAGGGAACACCAUCCACUGUUCGAUUAAGACUACAGCCCAUACCACAAGAUGCAAACCACUCAUCAGCGAAAAUGAAGGCCAGAUUGGACUUUGCAAAGUACAGAUAUGAGCCACAAAAGUUUUGGAACAAAGUUUUAUGGACUGAUGAAACCAAGAUUAACCUCUACCAAAGUGAUGGCAAGGCCAAAAUAUGGAGAAAGAAAGGAUUGGUUUAUGAUCCAAAACACACAAACUCAUCUGUUAAGCAUGGUGGAGGUAAUGUCAUGGUUUGGGCUUCCAUGGCUGCUUCUGGAACGGGCUCACUCGUCUUUAUUGAUGAUGUAACUCAUUAUGGUAGCAGCAGAAGGAAUUCUGAGGUCUACAAAACCAUUUUGCCUGGCAAUUUACAGAAAAAUGCAUCCAAACUAAUCAGGAGAAGCUUCAUCAUGCAACAAGACAAUGACCCAAAACACACUGCCAACACAAUAAAGGACUUAUAUCAGGAAUAAAGAGUGGAAGGUCUUAGACUGGCCAAGUCAAUCACCGUACCGUAACCCAAUAGAGCAUGCAUUUUACCUCCUGAAGAGGAGACUGAAGGGAGAAACCCCCAGAAACAAACAAGAACUGAAAGAGGCUGCAGUAAAGGCUUGGAAAAGCAUUUCAAGUGAAGUCUGUCUGGCGAAGUCAAUGGGUCGCAGGCUUGAUGCAGUUAUUGCAAGUAAGGAUGAUGCCACCAAAAUAUUAAAUGUUAUUCACUUUAAGUUAAUUUAAUAAUGUCUGUUCAAAUACUUUUCCUCAUUUGAAAAGUAGGUGGCUUCAAACAAAAGGUGCUCUGUCCUGAGUUGUUUAACACAUCUAGAUGUACUGGUAAAUACUAUGAAAUGAAAGCUGGAAUUCGGAACGUUUGUCUUCAUCUUUUGAUCUGAAACCCAAUUGUCUUCAGUAUACAACAAAAGCAAAGGAAAUGAUCUUGCCGUUUCAAUACUUUUGAAGGGGACUGUACGUCUUUUGCCAACAUUGAGGCAGUUAAGUUAAACUAAGACGGUGGGUCAACUCAAAUGCAAAUAACAAGCUAACACUGACAUAUGUAUUUACACAGGAAUAGAGUCCAGACCGCUCAAGAAGAAAUAGAAAAUGGGUGAAUGAAAAUAAAGUAUAGCUUUAAAGCAAAUAUCCUAGCUAAAGGAGAGAAAACUAACAUUUUAUCAUAUAUUUUUGUUCGAGCUGCAUUUUAAGUAUGGGCCAACAAAAUGAAAAGAUGCCAAGUGUAAAGAGUGUCCAUGUUAUUUCAUCAUCAAGGUUGCACUGUAUCAUAUAGAUUUUCCAUCAUACUUUUCAUUUAACCAUCUGACAUUAGUGGUCAUAAGCUAGACAGAAGGUGAUGAUUUUUUUCUGAUUGACUCAUUUUAUAGACAUGAAGCACACAUGAAGAGGGAAGUGAAUAAUCAUUAGAGAAUUAUUGUGUGUUUUGCCUCGGUACAUUAUCACAUUUAAAUUUGUAUGUGUGUUGUGAUUGUUGGCCAGUUUCUGUUAAAGGCAAACUCAGGCCAGAUAUUUGAGUAGACUGAGCAGGAGGGGGCAGUGGAGUGUCUUUUAAACAUGAGACAAUCUUAACAUAGCAGCUGGUUAACACCCCUCUAAGUAUUUAUAGCAUGACACGACAUAGUGAAAUGUGACUAUAUCUGAAUAAUAUAUAAACUUAGGAACACAACUUGAAUUUGUAUCUUUUAUUGGUAGUCGAUAGCCGGGCUUCUUUAAACUUUGGGUCCAGAGACCCCUUACAGGGGAGAAUUUCUUCCAGGGAUAACCUCAUAAUCCUAACGCCAAUUAACUUAACUACCACGAGUACCCCUUAAUGCAACAGGAAUUUUACACAUUUUGCUUAGUAAGUUUACAAAGCAAAGUCAUAUUUUUUAUAUUACAUUAUAUUUGGGGUUGUCAAAUUUAUGUGACGAUACAUCACAAUCAUCAGAGCUUUCGAUUGGCCCAAAGCUAAGGUAGGGAGGAGUAAUUGGUUUAUCAUGUUUGUGCUAUUGGCUGCCGGUCCUCAUUCUGAGUUAUAUUCUUGUUCUGACAUAAUAGUUUCAUGCAAGUUAUUUUCCAGACCCCCAAGCUACGCCUUACUGACCCCUAGGGGUCCCCGGACCCCAGUGUGAGAACCACUGGUAGAACAGUGUGGAUGACAUAUGGAAAGCCUUUCAGUUUGUAGUUUCAUCUCAGCAGCUGCGAUCUCACUGAACAUCUCAGUAUUGUGUCUUUAAGUGCCUGGGGAGGAGUAGUAACCGUUGUACUAUGAGUGAGCUACUUUCGCGACCCUUUUUGAAAGUUGAUCAUUUUCUAGUUUUUGAUGGUCUGCUAUUGGAGUUGAUUUAUUCGCACUCUGAAUGAAUGUAAUUCUUCAAUCCACUUUUUCUACAUGGAUUUUGUCACCUCCUAGUAGGCAGACACACAAGCCACGUUUCACAAAUCCUUUCUAAGCAACUCAUUUUGGGAGUGUUUUUGAUGUACUUGACUGAAGGGGUGUCGCCAAGAAUUUGGGGCCCCACUACAAUGCUGCAAAUUGAAAAUAUGAUUUUCUAUGGCCCCUGUCAAUCAUGGGCCCUUAAAAUUGUCACCACUUUACUCCCUGGUUAGGGUACGUAUCCACUAUGUUCCCAGUGACCACGGCAGCCAUGAAAUGUAACUGUGCUGUGGGAUUUUGGCUAUUUUUCCCCCCUCAGUAAGGUUCACGGUAUCGUUGACGGGCCUGAGGGGCUGCUGAGUGUCUGUGGCUCAAAGGUGCUCUACGUUCCGACCACAGAUUUCCACAGAUGCCAGUGUGUUCCCUCCCAGCCCGUCACGUUCUGAUGGCCGUCCCUCACAUUAGCCCAGUUCUGUCAAGGCCUGGGCUAAUGAAACGUAGACAUUGGGCAGCUUUGGAGCCAGUUUCUGGCCUCGGCAGAGUAAAACAUUUAAAAGAGCUUGUUUUCAACGUAACACAAUUCAAUCAACGUGGCUUAGUUUAAAAAAAUAAAAAUAAAUAAAUAAAUAAUAAUAAUAAUCUGUCGGCAAGUGUGAGAUGACGGGGAAAUAUGCUUCCCGUCCCACUACGGACUGCUUUCAAGUUGUGUUCCACCCUAUACAAACAUCGAAGGUUGGCUGUCCCUUUGAUGAGCUCAUUUCUAAUUUUAUCCAACCUGGUCACUCCGAGAGCGACCCUCAACAUCUUCAUUUCCGCCACCUCCAGCUCUGCUUCCUGUUGUCUCUUCAGUGCCACUGUCUCUAAUCCGUACAUCAUGGCUGGCCUCAUCACUGUUUUAUAAACUUUGCCCUUCAUCCUAGCAGAGACUCUGAGUCCUGCUUGGACCCAUUUCUUCACUUCCUGACUACACUCACCAUUGCUCUGGACGGUUGACCCCAAGUAUUUAAAGUCCUCCACACUUGCUAGCUCUUCUCCCUGCAGCCUCACUCUUCCCCCACCACCCCUCUCAUUCAUGCACAUAUAUUCUGUCUUACUUCGGCUAAUCUUCAUUCCUCUGCUUUCCAGUGCAUGCCUCCAUCUUUCUAACAGUUCCUCCACCUGCUCCUUGCUUUCACUGCAGAUCACAAUGUCAUCUGCAAACAUCAUGGUCCACGGGGAUUCCAGUCUAACCUCAUCUGUCAGCCUAUCCAUCGCCACUGCAAACAGGAAGGCGCUCAGGGCUGAUGCCCGAUGCAGUCCCACCUCCACCUUAAAUUCAUCUGUCACACCUACAGCACACCUCACCACUGUUCUGCUUCCCUCGUACAUGUCCUGUAUUAUUCUAACAUACUUCUUUGCCAUUCCAGACUUCCGCAUGCAGUACCACACUUCCUCUCUGGGUACUCUGUCAUAGGCUUUCUCUAGAUCAACAAAGACACAAUGUAGCAAAUAAUGCAUCUGUGGUAUUCUUUCUAGGCAUGAAACCAUACUGUUGCUUGCAAAUACUCACUUCUGUCCUGAGUCUAGCCUCCUACUCUUUCCCAUAACUUCAUUGUUUGGCUCAUCAACUUUAUUCCUCUAUAGUUCCCACAGCUCUGCACAUCACCCUUGUUCUUAAAAAAUAGGCACCAGCACACUUUUCCUCUAUUCCUCAGGCAUCUUCUCAUGCGCUAGAAUUCUAUUGAACAAGCUGGUCAAAAACUCCACAGCCACCUCUCCUAGAUGCUUCCAUACCUCCACAGGAAUGUCAUCAGGACCAACUGCCUUUCCAUUUUUCAGCCUCAUUAAUGCCUUUCUAACUUCCCCCUUACUAAUCAUUGCCACUUCCUGGUCCACCACACUUGCCUCUUCUACUCUCCUUUCUCUCUCAUUUUCCUCAUUCAUCAACUCCUCGAAGUAUUCUUUCCAUCUAUCUAGCACACUACUGGCACCAGUCAACAUAUUUCCAUCUCUAUCCUUAAUCACCCUAACCUGCUGCACAUCCUUCCCAUCUCUAUCCCUCUGUCUGGCCAACUUGUAUAGAUCCUUUUCUCCUUCUUUAGUGUACAAACAGGCAUACAUGUCAUCAUAUGCCUCUUCUUUGGCCUUUGCCACCUCUACCUUUGCCCUAUGUCGCAUCUCAAUGUAUUCCUUUCGCCUCUCCUCGGUCCUCUCAGUGUCCCACUUCUUAGGUAACCUUUUUCCUUGUAUGAUUUUCUGUACUGUGAGGUUCCACCACCAAGUCUCCUUCUCUCCUUUCCUGCCAGAAGAUACACCAGGUACUCUCCUGCCUGCCUCUCUGAUCACCUUGGCUACAGUGGUCCAGUCUUCAGGAAGCUCCUCCUAUCCACCAAGAGCCUGUCUCACCUCUUCCUGAAAAGAUGCAAAACAGUCAUCCUGUCUCAGCUUCCACCACAUGGCUCUCUGCUUUACCUUUGUCUUCCUAAUCUUCCUCCCCACCACCAGUCAUUUUACACACCACAAUCCUAUGCUGUCUAGCCACACUCUCCCCUACCAUACCUUACAGUCGGUAACCUCCUUCAGAUUACAUCGUCUGCACAAGAUGUAAUCCACCUGCGUGCUUCUACCUCCGUUCUUGUAAGUCACCCUAUGUUCCUGCCGCUUGAAAAAAAAGAAGUGUUCACAACAGCCAUUUGCAUCCUUUUUGCAAAGUCUACCACCAUCUGUCCCUCCAAGUUCCUUUCCUGGAUGCCGUACUUACCCGUCACUUCUUCAUCACCCCUAUUUCCUUCACCAACAUGUCCAUUACAAUCUGCACCAAUCACGACUCUCUGUCUGGGAUGCUCAGAACUACUUCGUCUAGCUCCUUCCAGAAUCUCUCUGACUGCCGUGGGAAAUGUCUUGACAAUUUAAACAUCAACACAAGGCAAAUUCAUAUAAAUAGCGCAUUUCAUACACAAGGUAACUCGAUGUGCUUUACAUGAUUAAGAACAUUUAAAAACAAAGUACAGAAAAAUAAAAGACAGCUUAAAAAUAAUUACUAAAAGAAUAUACCGUGCAAGAUAAACUUUUAAAAAAGAUGAAAAUGCCCUAAAAGGCUCAAUCAUAAGUACGAGGGAAAGUAAUAGUUUUUAAUAAUAAUUAAUAUUUUUUAAGAAUAGUUUUGUCUUAAAUACAUUCACACUUGGGGCAGACUUCACUUCUGUUGGCAACUUAUUUCAUUUGUAUGCAGCAUAACAGCUAAAUGCUGUUUCACCAUGUUUGCUUUGGACUUUGUGCCCCACUGUCUGACCUAAAUCUGUAGAUCUCAGAGCCCUACUGGGUUUAUAUACCAUUAGCAUUUCUCUAAUGUAUUCAGGACCUAAACCAUUUCGCGUUUUAUAGACCAGUAGCACAACUUCAAAGUCUAUUCUUUGGCUGACUGGGAGCCAGUGUUGAGACUUUAGAAUUGGAGUAAUAUGUUCUGAUCGCUUUGUUCUGAAUGAGCUGCAGCUGUUUAAAGCUUUUUUGGAAAAUUCCAGUCAGAAGACCACCAUUCUGCCGUGUUUGCCCAUCCCAUCCCCCCCGCGUUACCUCAUGACUAUCCUGUUUGUGUACAGUGACCUGAAACAGAGCUGCCGUGGCUCCUGGGAACGUGUAAACGUAGCUUUACAUGUGAUGACUGUUAAUUUAUUUUGAUUUCUGUUGGAAUGACAUAAAAAAAAUAAUAAUAAUUGCGUAGCGACUUGAUGAAAUACUCAAAAUUUUAAAAUAUAAGUGAUGAACCAUUUUAAUUUUCAAAUAUGUUGUUGUUUUAAAACAAUUUGCGUACCUCCGAGUACACUGUAUUUGCAUGGUAUGUAUUGUUCUAAGUGCAGUGGUGGUUUAGAAAACGCUUUGUUUGUUCCUGUGAUUUGUGCCAUCUGAGUGUUUGUGCACCUGAUCUCUACACUGUGUUCAGAUUGACUGAUUUUAAAUGUCAAUUAAAACUUGUUUCCUAAGUACUGUC